Messenger RNA from Medioppia subpectinata, 4110 nucleotides. NCBI's taxonomy places the organism in Eukaryota, Metazoa, Arthropoda, Arachnida, Sarcoptiformes, Oppiidae. The record is from the annotation of a GenBank genome assembly.
AUGGAUCCCGAUGCUGAUGAUAGCUCGAAUCAAUACAAAAUUGUGCCUGUUCAAAUCAUCACAAUUGAACGGAUAGAGGGCACCGAUCAAUCCAAAUAUAUCCUAAACAAACCUGCUUUGGAUCGAUUACUGGCCAAAAUCGGUGACUUGAAAUUGACCCUCAUUUUCAAUGUUGGCACUCAAGGAGAGGGCAAUUCAUUUCUGCUCAAUAAAGUCGGCCGACAUAUCAUUAACUCUAUGAGAAAUGGUGUGCCGUCGGGACCGGCAGAUGAACAGGACGUGGACUACGAUAUGGGCGCUGAUAUCGAAGUUCUCGAAGAUCCUGACGACCCGUUAGUUGGGUUUGAGUGGAAUACAGACCCGAAUGAGACCACAACGAGAGGUAUUUGGUUUUCGCAGCCCUUUAUUGUUCGCAAAACCGGUGGCGAAGAGUUGGCCAUCAUUUUGGUGGACACACAGGGCUUGGGUAGCGACGACUGCACACCGCAGGACAUGUCAACCAUUGUUGGCCUCAGUCUUCUCAGUGCUUCCACUCUUGUAUUCAACGUUACAAAUGGUCUGAGAGAUAAUGUAUUGACGGAAAUGCACUCUUAUAUCGACCACUGCCUACAGGCUGUCGAGAACAGCACCGGUAGUUUUGGUCAUCCUGGCAACGAUCGGAAGCAUUUUCAAGACUUGGUAUUGAUGAUUAGAGACUGGAGUAAACCGAAGCCGCCGUACGGCUACGGUUUGGAAGGCGGACAAAACUUUUUGAACGGUCGGCUGGAGACCAGUGCCCGACAGCGCGAGUCGGCCCGCAAUACCCGUCAGUUUAUACGCGAAUCGUUUGGAAACAUUCAGUGCUUUUUAAUGCCCGAUCCGGGAGUGAACGCCCGGAGCCAAGAGUUUAACGGCUGUCCUAAUGAACUGACCAAUGAUUUUAAUGCAAAUUUGAAAGAUUUUUGCAAUUUUCUCGUAAAUCCCGAUACGAUUCAAGUGAAGACAAUUAAUGGCCAACCGAUCACUGGACACGAGUUUGGCCUCUAUUUCGAGAACUAUGUAAACAUGUUUAACAGCGAAUCGGGUCCCCGAGUCUGCGAUGUCGUUGAGUCCAACCAUCGCGCCUACGAUAAUAAUCUGAUUAAUCAACUUAAGGACAAAUGCACAACAGAAUUGUCAGCCAUAAUGACGGGCAGGCCUUUCCUCGGGCGCCGUCAACUGACCACUCAGGCCGACGACUCAAUCAAUUCAUUGAAAUCAGAGUUCGGGUUCCGGAAACGGUCGACCGCCGAGUCUGUGGUCCGGGAACUGACGGAUCAGUUGUCCCGCACUUUGCACGCAGUCUUUGAGCAGAAGCGUGAAGAGAAUGAGAUGAGACGGUUGACGGCCACCAACGAUAAGGUCACUGACCUGGUCAACGAGUUUAAGCAACAUAUUUGCGGCCAUAUCAGGCCGGGUGACUACCUGUCCGAUCAUACUCUGGGCAAAAUUAUUGAUACAAAACGGGACCAUACGAUUAAUUUGUUUGACGCGUUUGCCGCCGAUGACCCUGAUCAAUUUGCUGAACACAAGCGCCGGUUAUUAAAUCAAUUGGAAAGCAAGGAAAACACGUUUAAAAGCAAUAACAGUCGAGCGAUACAGGAGUUGAUCACUCAGUACGAGAGUGUACUUACCUUGCUCAAAACUCAAUACGACCAGAGAAUGAAUGAGCUAUUUAUAGAGCAGGACAAAUUCUACACUGAAGAGCACCUGGACACACUAAGCGCUACCAUAUUGAGUUCAUUAGUCAAUGAGCUAACCCAGGCUGAUGUGGACACAGAAGUGGUACCCAUUGUGCCCUAUCGACAGGCGUUGGACACAUACGUGAGGGACAGAUACCGGGGCUAUAAGGAGAAUAACAGGCACCGCACCGAUCAGGACAAGUCCGCUAUGAAUACAGUGCUAAACAAUCUGAACAAACUAUACGAAGAAGCGUUGGACGCGUGGAUCCAAUGCACCGACACUGAGGAGAGGCGUCGGUUUCUGGACGAGAGUCGACACAUACGCACACCGUUGGACGCGUGGAUCCAAUGCACCGACACUGAGGAGAGGCGUCGGUUUCUGGACGAGAGUCGACACAUACGCACACGUAUUGUGUCGGAAAAUAUGCCGAUAUAUAGCCAUCGUCUGGAUCUCCUGGAGCUGAACGCCAUGUUUGACACGACUGAACGCGAGAUGCAGGACGUGUUCGUCGAGGCGGUAGACGAUAGGCAUCGGUUGAUGACAACACUCGCCGACCGCGCGAUGAAAUGGUAUAACCGGGAGAUGACUACAGAGUACGGCGACCGGCCGUACAUAAGGCUGGACAGGUUGGGCACCAUUCACGAGGCAUUGGUGGCCGGUGCGUUGGCCAGAUUUCAAAAUGACCGUGGUCAUAUAUCGAUGGACACGUACAACGAGCUGAUACGCGAUAAACUUAAGCUUACCUACGAUAGAGUGAUCGACGAGAAUAACCGCAACUGUCCCACUAUACCGGCCAUUGGCAUAGAUCUGGGCACUACUAAUAGCUGUGUAGCUUAUUAUAGACCAGGUCGUCCAGGUCAACCGGGUAAAAUUGUUGUGUGCCGUACCACAAAUACUACCCGUACUAAUGAAGUGACCCCGAGUUGUGUUGAGUAUAGAGACAACAAGGAGGUAGUGGUGGGCGAAGAGGCGAAGGACAACCUGUUGGCCAAUCGCCAGAACAUUAUCUAUUCGGCCAAACGUUUGAUUGGCCGCCCGUUUAAUGAUCCCGACGUUACCAGAUAUAGACAGUACUGGCCUUUUGAUGUCGUCGAUAUGGGCGACGGCGCGGCCGGAGUUGAGGUGGAAGUGGACGGCGAGUCGCGGCAACUGUUGCCCGAAGAGGUGUCGGCCGAAGUGUUGCGCAAAAUGAAAGCGAUAGCCGAGCGUGACUUAAGUCAUCAAGUGGUCGACGCCGUCAUUACAGUUCCCGCCUAUUUCACGGACGCCCAGCGCGAGGCCACCCGCGGCGCCGGCGUUAUGGCCGGUCUUAACGUACUGUCCAUUAUUAAUGAGCCCACGGCUGCCGCUCUGGCGUAUAAACUCGACCGAUUUGAAGACAUGGGUACCAAAACCGUGCUCAUAUAUGACUUUGGCGGUGGCACAUUCGACGUGGUAAUACUGCGCCUGGCUAUCGGUGAAGUGAAAGUGCUGGCCGUCGGCGGCGAUAACAAACUGGGCGGAGACGAUAUCGACCAGAAUAUUAUCGAUCACUGUUUGCGUGAGUUUUACGCCCAGACGGGCGUUAUGUUGGACCGAAAUAGCGUUGAGGGCGAUCGAGCCUAUCGGGGGCUCAAAGACCGCUGCGAACGGGAGAAGUGGCGUCUGUCCGAAGCGACGGCGGCCACUAUUGCUGUGGACAACAUUGCUGACGGUCACGACCUACUGGUGGAGUUGACACGUACGGAGUUUGAGACAUUAAACAUGGACAUUUUUGACCGCACCAUGGAUUGUGUGAACCGUACGCUGGAAAGUGUCAAUGAGGGCGCAGGUAUGACACCCGACGAGAUCGACGAUAUAGUACUGGUCGGCGGCUCGACGUAUAUUCCGUACGUUAAAGAUAUGAUUAGACGGCACUUCAAUGGCCGCCAACCGUCUCAGUCGGUGAACCCGAUGCUGGCCGUGGCUGAGGGCGCGGCACUACAGGCUGCAAUACUAAACGGCAACCAGGCGCAUCUACACCAUCACCUACGGGUACUGGACGUCACACCUCAUACGUUGGGCGUAAAGUCCAGGGGAGAUGUGAUGAGUGCUAUCAUACCGGCCCAGUCGUCGGUGGACGGCGUGCCCCGCACUAGAGUCUACGCCACGGUAUGCGACAAUCAAACCGAGAUCGAGGUGGAGGUGUAUGAGGGCGAAGACCCGGUGGCCACUAAUAACACCCCAUUAGGAAAGUUUGUUGUGAUGAAUAUACCGCCCGAUGAGGCGGGCAAACAAAACGUGUCAGUUCAGUUUUGCGUCAACGACGAUGGUAUUUUGAAAUUGACGGCAACUGUGCUCUCCCGGGGAGCACAGGGGGCUGUCGAGUACGAGGUGGCCGAGUAUAAGGGCCGACUGUCUAUUGAAGAGCUGUUCCGGCGCCGCCACUGA